Molecule: messenger RNA, 1903 nt
Organism: Erythranthe guttata (spotted monkey flower)
Lineage: Eukaryota; Viridiplantae; Streptophyta; Magnoliopsida; Lamiales; Phrymaceae
Product: serine hydroxymethyltransferase 4-like
Biological process (GO): tetrahydrofolate interconversion
Cellular component (GO): cytoplasm; mitochondrion
Molecular function (GO): pyridoxal phosphate binding; glycine hydroxymethyltransferase activity
Source: RefSeq, a predicted model, not a curated record
AUUCCACCAACCACAAGGGCAUUAUCGUCAAUAGACAUAACCAGCUAAUUUUCCCUUAUAAAAUCAUAACUGCCAACCUCCAAACUGCCACUAUUCUGCUACACUCUCGCUUUCUCUCUCACCACCACAAUCACCCGCCAAAAAAAAUGGAUCCCGUCUCCGAUUGGGGCAACACGCCGCUCGCCGCCGUGGACCCCGAGAUCCACGACCUCAUCGAGAAGGAGAAGCGCCGCCAGUGCCGCGGAAUCGAGCUCAUCGCCUCAGAGAACUUCACCUCCUCCGCCGUGAUCCAAGCCCUCGGCAGCCCCCUGACCAACAAAUACUCCGAGGGCAUGCCGGGGAACCGCUACUACGGCGGCAACGAAUUCAUCGACGAGAUCGAGAACCUCACCCGCGCCCGCGCCCUCCACGCCUACCACCUCGACGCCGCCAAAUGGGGCGUCAACGUCCAGCCGUACAGCGGCUCCCCGGCCAAUUUCGCCGCCUACACGGCGGUCCUCGACCCGCACGAUCGGAUCAUGGGGCUCGAUCUGCCGUCCGGAGGCCAUCUCACCCACGGGUACUACACCUCCGGAGGGAAGAAGAUCAGCGCCACGUCGAUUUAUUUCGAGAGUUUGCCGUACAAGGUCGAUUCGACCACUGGAUACAUCGAUUACGAUAGAUUGGAGGAAAAGGCGUUGGAUUUUAGGCCCAAAUUGAUUAUUUGCGGAGGGAGCGCUUAUCCGAGGGAUUGGGAUUACAGGAGGUUCAAGGAGGUUGCCGAUAAAUGCGGCGCGCUACUCCUCUGUGAUAUGGCGCAUAUUAGUGGCCUCGUUGCUUCUCAGGAAGCAGCCGAUCCGUUUGAGUACUGCGAUUUGGUAACGACGACGACACAUAAGAGUCUAAGGGGUCCGAGAGCAGGCAUGAUUUUUUACCGAAAGGGCUUAAAGCCAGCCAAGAAGGGGCAGCCCGAAGAUGCUGUUUACGACUUUGAGGAUAAGAUCAACUUUGCGGUUUUCCCCUCCCUUCAGGGCGGGCCCCACAAUCACCAGAUCGGAGCCCUUGCGGUCGCACUGAAGCAGGCAUCUUCGCCUGGAUUCAAGGCGUACGCGAAGCAAGUCAGGGCUAAUGCAGUUGCACUCGGCAAUUAUCUGAUGAGCAAAGAUUACAAGCUCGUCACCGGUGGAACUGAAAACCACUUGGUUCUUUGGGAUCUUCGCCCGCUCGGAUUGACUGGAAAUAAAGUUGAGAAGCUCUGUGAUCUGUGCAAUAUUACUGUUAACAAGAAUGCUGUGUUUGGUGACAGCAGCGCCCUGGCUCCCGGAGGAGUUCGCAUCGGUACACCCGCUAUGACAUCGAGAGGAUUGGUCGAGAAAGACUUUGAGCAGAUCGCGGAAUUCCUCCACAGAGCUGUUUCGGUCACAUUGAAGAUCCAGAAGGAACACGGUAAGCUACUGAAGGACUUCAAUAAGGGACUCGUGAACAACGCAGACAUCGAACAACUUAAGGCUGAUGUCGAAAAAUUCGCCUCCUCGUUCGACAUGCCUGGGUUUAAGAUGUCGGAGAUGAAAUACCGAGACUAAAAUUGAAAUUCAUGCUAGGGCAAUUUAUUAUGUAGUUUUCAUGGUUUUUCUGGCUUUCCUGCUGUUUGAUCUGUUAUUGAUUUUUUGGUUUGAAAUGAAUAAAAAUAUAUAUGCAUGCUGCUUUUGUUCAAUACUUCGUCGUAAACCGAAAGCCGAAUCCCGGAAACCCCAAACCGAACCGGAACCGGAUAUGUAACUAGAAAGUAAAAUAUUCAAAUAAAGUUUCUUAUUGAAAUUUAGGACCACGCAACGAAAUAAUUCUUUAGUUGAAGCAAAAAGGACAACGAUAAUAACUCCUUCGAAUAUAACUCGUUCCAAAACACGAAUAACAAAAGGCAACA